Abrus precatorius (Indian licorice) is the source of this 1703-nucleotide messenger RNA. RefSeq lists its product as uncharacterized. Lineage: Eukaryota; Viridiplantae; Streptophyta; Magnoliopsida; Fabales; Fabaceae. Gene Ontology annotation, molecular function: protein binding. The transcript has 16 exons. The record is from RefSeq and is a predicted model, not a curated record. Bases 119 to 1285 code for a protein of 388 amino acids.
UUCCAUCCUCUAGCCUAGUCGGGGGUCUCGCAACCUUAUCACUGUUAUUGUUGCUGUGAGCAGAGGGAAGCUGAUAAAUAAACGUGGUGAAUUGUGAGGGUCUUAAAGAUAACACAUUAUGUGGAUGACAAAUAUAAAUGCCAUGUCAAUAAGAAGUAGCGGCUUGCUUUGGUUUCGAAUAAAUUGCUCCGAUUCAAAGCCAAAGCGUGGUUUUGGAGAAAACAGGGUUAAGACCAAUAAGUCUGACAAGGGUUUUGUGUCGCCGCCAAGCAAGGAAUCAACAACUAAACAGUCUCGCUCAUUAUCUUCUCAGGCACCCCGCUUAAGUUCACAAGUUGACCGCAAAUCUUUGGAUGUUGACUUUGAGGAACGGCUACUAGCAGUUAGAAGGUCAGCACUUGAGCAGAAGAAAGCAGAAGAGGAAAAAGAAUUUGGAGCAAUUGACUAUGAUGCACCAACUUCUUCUGACAAUAAGACAAUUGGCUUAGGUACUAAGAUUGGAGUAGGUGUAGCCGUUGUAGUCUUCGGUCUGGUUUUUGCUUUCGGAGAUUUUCUUCCAUCAGGAAGUGUUAGUCCCAACAAUGACAGUGCUGUGGUCAAUAGUAAGUUGUCAGAGGAGGAUAAAGCUACUCUUCAGAGUAGGCUUAAGGAAUUUGAAGCAACAUUAAUUAAUUCCCCAAGAGAUCCAACUGCUCUUGAAGGAGCUGCAGUAACUUUGGCAGAACUAGGGGAAUAUGCAAGAGCUGCUUCUCUACUUGAUGAUUUGACAAAGGAAAAACCAAAUGAUGCUGAUGUUUUUCGUUUGCUUGGAGAAGUUAAGUAUGAACUCAAAGAUUAUGAAGGGAGUAUUGCUGCAUACAAAAGCUCAGCACAGGUGUUAAAAGAUAUCAAAUUUGAAGUUCUGCGCGGUCUUACCAAUUCAUUACUUGCAGCCAAAAAGCCUGAUGAGGCUGUUCAAUUACUUUUGGCCUGUCGGGAGCGUCUAAGUUCAGAAAACAUACCAGAAAAAUCUGAUAGCAACCCAACAAAUUCACAGCAGCUGGAUCCAGUCCAAGUUGAAUUACUCCUAGGGAAAGCCUACUCAGAUUGGGGCCAUGUUAGUGAUGCUGUAGCUGUUUAUGAUCAGCUCAUAUCUACUCACCCUGCAGAUUUCCGUGGAUACUUAGCUAAGGGAAUCAUCCUAAAAGAAAACAAAAAUAUUGGUGAUGCAGAAAGGAUGUUCAUUCAAGCUAGGUUUUUUGCACCUGAUAAAGCUAAAGCACUUGUGGACCGUUAUUCAAGAUAGAAAUUAAUAUCAACAUUAAUUUUAAGUUUCUAGAACCAUUGAUACAGGGUUACAUCCACGUCCGUCGAUUUUCUUGCGCCAUUUCCAUGCAUCUUCUGUCCUAAGAGAGACAAAUGAUUGCGACAAAUGUGUGUUUGUUGAACUUCAUAACGCUUGAGUCAUGCUUUGGUUAUUUCGUUGGAAUGACAACAUUUCUUAAACAAUAAAAAAGACGAGUGAGAUUCUAUAUGGCGCAGAAUUAAGCCAACAAGGGUUGGCUCAAUUGAUGGAAGAUAUAAUAUCAUAGAUACUGUUGUUACUAUAUGAAAGUUGUCUACGUAGAAGUUGGGAAGACACCGCAUCGUGUACAAACAUUUUUCUUUGCGAUUCUUACGUCAACCAUUUGUGAGCUUUCCUAAUAUAUUAUAUGCACUUGUUC